ACACUAGUCAGAUUGAGAGUUUGAUGGAGAGAGAAACGGUGUGUUUAACGGAGUUUGCAGGAAAAGGUGAUCUAGUAAACAUGAGUAGAGUCCAAAUGCUGCUGUCGUUGAAGAAGCAGCGACUCACUGCUGCUGCUGCUGAAGAGAUAUUUGCUCUGUUUGAAAAAACGAUAGCAGAGCUCGAGGAGGAGCUGUCUCGUUCAAAAGAGGAGAACGAGAGACUCCAGAAACUACUGGACGCUGUUUUACAGCCUCAGCUUCGGAUACACAGAACAGACGUACAGCUGCUGGUGGUGGUUAAAGAAGAGCUUCUCCCUGACCAGCAGGAGUGGAGCACCAGUCUGGACCAGGAGGACCCAGAGUGCCCCCCAUACAUUAAGCUAGAACAGGAGGAACUCAGGAUCAAUCAGGAGGGAGAGCAGCUUCAGGAGCUGGAGGAGGCUGAUAUCAUCAAGUCCACUUUCACUCCUGACCCUGUGAAGAGUGAAGAUGAUAAAGAGAAACCUCAGUCCUCACAGCCUCAUCAAAGACAAACUGAACACAUGGAAACAGAAGCUGAUGGAGAUGACUGUCGAGGACCAGAACCUGCCAGGAACUCAGUUCCAGAAAGCAGUUUACAACCAAAGACUGAGGACAACACUGGAGACUCUUCUGAACCUGACUCUGGAGACUCAUCUGAACCUGACACUGAGGACAGUGCUGAUUGGAAGGAGACCAGAGAACCUGCGUCAGACUCAACCUCACUGAAAAAUAGACAAGAAUCUGUCAGUGAUUCAAGCCGUAGUGCUGUAAAGAAACUAUUUGGCUGCUCUGUGUGUUCAAAAUAUUUUACAUAUAGAAGCAAUGUUCAGCGACACAUGAGAGUCCACACAGGAGAGAAACCCUUUAGCUGCUCAGUUUGUACCAAAUCUUUUGCCUCGAGCGAAACUUUAAAAAAACACAUGAGAAUCCACACAGGAGAGAAACCAUACAGAUGCUCAGUCUGUGAGAAACCUUUUUCACAGAGAGAAAAUGUAAAGGACCACAUGAAAAUCCACACAGGAGAGAAACCACACAGCUGCUCAGUCUGUAUGAAAGCUUUUUCACGGAAUAGAAAUUUAAAGACACACAUGAGAGUCCACACAGGAGAGAAACCACACAGCUGCUCAGUCUGUAAGAAAGCUUUUUCACAGAAUAUACAUUUAAAGGAACACAUGAGAAUCCACACAGGAGAGGAAAUAUACAGCUGCAAUGUUUGUGACAAAAGAUGUCAAUGUCGUAGUGAUUUCAAAAGACACAAGUGUGUUGGUCGUCAGUCCUCACAGCUUAAUGAAAUUCAAACUGAGGAUAACAGAGAGGCAGAGCCUCCAAUCAGCAGCUCAGCAGCACACAUGGAAACAGAAGCUGAUGGAGAGGAUAAUGAAUAAGUCUUAGACAGUUCACAUAUGAGACAAUUCUGUCUGACUGGAUUAACAUUGUUGCACAACAUUCAUAUAAGACUUAAAUGAACUCCAUCUUUAUCAACAUAAGUGGAGAAUAUGUUUAUUGUUUUUGUCAUACUGAUGUUCUGAUUUAUAUGUUAACCACUGACUAUUGAUGAACCAUUUUAUUUUGGAUUAAGGGCUCCAAGUUUCCAUAUAGAGAUAUAGGAUGAUUUGAUGUUUUGUUCUUUAUUUCUAAAUGUUUUGUAUCAUUGCUAUCCUGUUCAUGAGUCCUGUUUUACAUAAAUGUACCUGUUCUCUGA
Molecule: messenger RNA, 1723 nt
Organism: Gymnodraco acuticeps
Lineage: Eukaryota; Metazoa; Chordata; Actinopteri; Perciformes; Bathydraconidae
Product: zinc finger protein 835-like
Exons: 2
Coding region: 24-1406 (460 amino acids)
Biological process (GO): regulation of transcription by RNA polymerase II
Molecular function (GO): RNA polymerase II cis-regulatory region sequence-specific DNA binding; DNA-binding transcription factor activity
Source: RefSeq, a predicted model, not a curated record